Molecule: messenger RNA, 6059 nt
Organism: Dreissena polymorpha
Lineage: Eukaryota; Metazoa; Mollusca; Bivalvia; Myida; Dreissenidae
Exons: 4
Coding region: 238-1122 (294 amino acids)
Source: RefSeq, a predicted model, not a curated record
GCUAGUAAACCUCCAGAAAUUUCAUUGUUUUUAUGUUCAUUUAAAUGAAAUUAAUCUUUUUAGCCAUGGUUCAUGCUGGUGUCGGGGUCAGACAAAUAAACAGUAUUUUGUCUACCAUAAACAUACCCGCUGUCAACCACACCAUGCUCAUUAGAAGACAAAACGAGGCUGGACAAGCUGUCGAAGAGGUGGCAAAGUCAAGUGCCGAUACAUUCUUGCAAGAAGAAGUGCAUUUGAAUGCCUAACAAUGAGAUUGAUGUCAGUGUGGAUGCAGGAUGGCAGAAAAGAGGCAGUGGAAGGGCGUAUGAUAGUUUAUCAGGACACUGCUCAAUGGUCGGCACGAAGACUGGCAAGGUCUUUGCAUAUGCAGUCCGUACCAAAACCUGCAGAGUAUGCAGUCAGCAUAAGAAAAAAGGUAAUGACCCAUGCAAGCUACACGAUUGUAGAAUAAAUUGGAGUGGUUCAGCAAAGGCCAUGGAACCAGACAUGGUCACUGAAAUGAUCAUUGAAACUGCCAAAAAAGGUGUUAAGGCUACAGGGAUAGUGGGUGAUGAUGACACCACAACAGCAGCAAGACUGAAAACCAAUGUUCCCCAUAUGGUAGAGAAAAGAUCUGACAAAAAUCAUGUGAAAAAAAAUCUGGCCAAUUGUCUGUAUGGCAUGCAAAAGAACUUUCCAACUUUAAGCACAAAAAAUAUCAACUAUUUACUUAAAUUAUUCAACUACAAUAUAUCACAGAAUAAACAAAACCCUGUCGGCAUUUCACGUGGUAUGGAUGCUGUUGUUGGACACGCGUUUGAUGAUCAUUCUUUCUGUGAUGACACAUGGUGCAGGUUUAUUCAUAACAGCUCUGCUAAAUAUUCCUCCUUUCCCUAUGGAAGACCACUGACCAAACCUUCACUGAAGGCGGCAUUGUUUGAUGUUUUUGGUGCUUAUAAAAAAAUAGCCCCCAAAUUGAGCAUGUUGAGCAGUACUCAAGCCAACGAGAGUCUAAACAAGUCCAUAGCCAGCAAAGCUCCCAAACAGCUUCAUCUUUCUGGGUCAGCUAAUUUGAAUUUUAGGAUUGCUGCUGGUGUAGCACAGAAAAACCUUGGAAGCUGUUAUCUCACAAAUGUAAUAUAAUAUAUAUAUUUUGGAUGUUAUAUUAUACUUUACAAGUUCUGCAUGCUGUCAUGAAAUGACAUUUGAUUUGUUUUUAGCUUGACUACUAUAUAUGAAAUAUAUAUAGUGGAGCUAGCCUACUCACCCCGGCGUCGGCAAGAGCGUUGGAAUGUUAAAGUUUGCGUACCACCUCAAAUAUUUUCUUUGUUCCUUGACAUAUUGCUUUCAAAUUUUGCAAACUUCUUUACCAACAUGACCCUAAUCUAUAAACAAGAGCAGACAACUGUACCAAGCAUUUUAUAAGAAUUAUGACCCUUUUUAUGUCCCCCACCACUAUAGUGGGGGACAAAUUGUGUUUGCCCUGUCUGUUGGUUUGUUUGUUUGUGUGUUUAUGUAAAACUUUAACAUUUGCCAUAACUUUUGCAAUAUUGAAGAUAGCAACUUCAUAUUUGACAUGCAUGUGUAUCUCAUGGAGCUUCACAUUUUGAAUGGUGGAAGGUCAAGGUCAUCCUUUAAAGUCUAAGGUCAAAUAUAUGGGUCAAGAUCGCUUAUUAAAUGUACACUUUUGCAACAUUGAAGAUAGCAACUUGAUAUUUGGCAUGCAUGUGUAUCUCAUGGAGCUGCACACUUUAAGUGGUGAAAGGUGAAGGUCAAGGUCAUCCUUCAAGGUCAAAUGUCAAAUAUAUGGGACAUAGUGUUUCACAUACAUAUCGCUUGUUCUACUUAGUAUAUGCAUAUUAUUGAUAAAUCUAUGUUAAUAUUUGUGUACCACCUCAAGUAUUUUCUAUGUCCCUUGACAUAUUGCUUGCAUAUUUUUUAUACUUCUUUAGCAACAUGACCCAAUCUAUAAACAAGAGCAGACAGCUGAAUCAAGCAUUUUAUAAGAAUUAUGUUCCCUUUUUAUACUUAGAAAAUUAAAAAUUAAGUUAAGUUUUGUAUUAAGGUCCACUUUAUUCCUUAAGUAUCAAAGCUAUUGCUUUCAUACUUGCAACACUUACUUACCAUAAUAAGGGGACUGUGCAGGCAAAGUUAUGUAACUCUGACUGGCAUUUUGACAGAAUUAUGGCCCUAUUAUAUUUAGAAAAUUGAAAAUUUGGUGUUUUGGUCCACUUUACACCUAAAGUAUCAUAGCUAUUGCUUUAAGAAUUGGAACACUCCCUAACUAUCAUAAGGGGACAGUACAGGAACAGUUGUACAGUUGUGUAUUCUGGUUUGCAAAUUUAUGGGAUUAUGGUCCUUUUUUGACUAAGUAACUUUAAUAUUUUGUUAAAUUUUGUGUUUAGAUCCACUAUACUUCUAAAGUAGCAAGGCUAUUGCUUUCAAACUUCAAAUACUUUCUUAUUAUCAUGAGGGUACUGUACCUGGCAAGUUGAAUUUGACAUUGACCUUUGAAAUACCUUGACUCUCAAGGUCAAAUUAUUAAAUUGUGCUAAAAUUGCCAUAACUUCUUUAUUUGUGAUCAGAUUUGAAGGACUUUACCAAAAUCAUAACUAACUAAAGGGGUCAUAUAUUGAUCGGACCGUCCGUCCGUCUGUCUCUCCGUCACACUUUGCGUUUAGGUUACGAAAAAAGGCUCAUAACUUCUAUGCCACUUCAGAUGUAACCUUCAUAUUUGGUAUGCAUGUAUGUGUAUAUGGACAAGGCCUUUCCAUACACACACAAAUGUGGACCCCUUUGACAUUGACCUUGAACUUAGGGUCCUCGUUUAGGUUUCGAAAUGUGCCUUUAGGUUUCGAAAAAUGCAAAUAACUUCUACGUCGCUCCAGAUGUAACCUUCAUAUUUGGUAUGCAUGUGUAUAUGGACAAGGCCUUUCCAUACGCACAAAAAUGUGUAUAGUUUAGCUUGUUUAAACAUGUAAUUUUUACAAGAAUUAUCACCUUAACUGACUCCUUUAUUUUGCGUAAGUUAUACAUUGUGAUUAUGAAUUAAAAUUCCUUUUUUUCUUUUUAUUAGUUAUUGUGAUUAUACAAUCAAAUAAUUGUUACAAAUUUUACAAAAUUAUCACCUGUUGCAAUUUGGGAAUAAUAUUUAAGUGCAUAUUAAUAUUGCAAUAGGUAAACUGAUAAUGGUAUAGUCAUUACAAGAAAGAUCUGUUUCGCUAGCUAUACAAUUUUUAUACGCCCGUUUUUAAAAACGGGACAUAUUAUAGUUUCACCCUUGGCGGGCGGGCGGCGUCCACAGCAGUGUCCGCUCUCUAAUUCAAAUAGUUUUCAUCAAAUUUUCACCAAACUUGGUCAGAAGUUGUGUCUAGACAAUAUCUAGGUCAAGUUCGAAUAUGGGUCAUGCUUGAUCAAAAACUAGGUCACGGGGUCACUUAGUGCAUUUCAAAUUAAGCAUGGUGUCCGCUCUCUAAUUGAAGUAGUUUUCACCCGAUCUUCACCAAAUUUGGUCAGAAGUUGUGUCUAGAUGAUAUGUAGAUCAAGUUUAAAUAUGGGUCAUGCCGGGUCAAAAACUAGGUCACGAGGUCACUUAGUGCAUUUCAAGCAUUUAGCAUGGUGUCCGCUCUCUAAUUGAAGUAGUUUUCAUCCGAUCUUCACCUAAUUUGGUCAGAAGUUGUGUCUAGAUGAUAUGUAGGUCAAGUUCAAAUAUGGGUCAUGCAGGGUCAAAAACCAGGUCAUGAGGUCACUUAGUGCAUUUCAAGCAUUUAGCAUGGUGUUCGCUCUCUAAUUGAAGUAGUUUUCAUCCGAUCUUCACCUAAUUUGGUCAGAAGUUGUGUCUAGAUGAUAUGUAGGUCAAGUUCGAAUAUGGGUCAUGCAGGGUCAAAAACGAAGUCACGAGUUUACUUAGUGCAUUUCAAGCAUUUAGCAUGGUGUACGCUCUCUAAUUGAAGUAGUUUUCACCCGAUCUUCAACUAAUUUGGUCAGAAGUUGUGUCUAGAUGAUAUGUAGGUCAAGUUCAAAUAUGGAUCAUGCAGGGUCAAAAACGAGGUCACGAGGUCACUUAGUGCAUUUCAAGCAUUUAGCAUGGUGUCCGCUCUCUAAUUGAAGUUUUUUUCAUCCGAUCUUCACCUAAUUUUGGUCAGAAGUUGUGUCUAUAUGAUAUGUAGGUCAAGUGAAAAUAUGGUUCAUGCCGGGUCAAAAACGAGGUCAGGAUGUCAUUUAGUGCUUUUCAAGCAUUUAGCAUGGUGUCCGCUCUCUAAUUGAAGUAGUUUUCUUCUGGUCUUCACCGAAUUUAGUCUGAUGUUACGUCUAAAUGAUAUCUAGGUCAAGCUCAAAUAUGGGUCAUGCCGGGUCGAUAACUAGGUCUCGAGGUCACUUAGUGCAUUUCAAGCAUUGAGCAUGGUGUCCAAAACCUUCGAACGGGCGUAUCUUGUGACAGUUUGGAAGUCUUGUUAAAAAAUGAGAAGUUUCUGUCUUAUUACUUAAUGUGAUUAAUAUUGUGUCUUAUUACUUAUUAUUAAUGCAUUGUGAUAAUUAUACAGUCAUAUACAUAUAUUUGUCCAUUGUUGCAAUUUUAAUAUACAUAGUUAAUUAUGUAAACAUAACAUUAUUUAUAAAUAUUAAGUUAUAUAUAUAUAGUCUUAAAUAAUGACGACCGACUGUUGGUGACUCAAGUUAUAUUUCUUUUUUUGUAUUUUGAUUAUUUAGAAUGCAAAAAAUAUAAUGCUAUAUAUCAUAUAGUUGACUGACUCUGUUACAUAUUUACUCAUGUUUGUCACAUAUUCAGUGCAAAUGUGUAGUACAUGCACAAUGUUGAUAUGUAAAUUUUACAUUAAUUAUAGCUUGAAAGCAAUGUAUUUGUAUUGUAUUUAUCUUAUGGUGUAAAAUGUAAUGUGUGUACAUGGCUCUUAGUCGAAUUUGAUAACAGCUCAGUUAUGUACACAAGCGAUGGUUUGUGUUAAUCAUACCGUUGUUUAAUGAAGUAUUGUAUUAUUCCAUAGUUUUAUAUUGUAAUUACAAGGUGAUCAUUAUACAACCAUUCACUUUUAUCUGUUACAGGUUUACACACAUUUGUUAUACAUUAUGAAACUAAUGAAUAAACCCCAUUGAUUCUAUGUCAAUCUUAUAUUUGAAACCUUACUUAUGAUAAAAGUGUGUCUCCUAUAUCAAACACGUAUGCAAUAGUCAACAGUAAUUUGAAUGCUAUCCCAAUUUCAAUUUAUCCGAAUACUAGUACAGUUUACCAUCAUUAAUCGCGUGUGUGUGAUCUCAUUUAAAAUAUUUUUGUGAUAAAGUAAUUUAAUAUCAUAAAACCAGAAUAAAAAAUGAUUAAGGGACCUUUUUAGCACUUAAACUGGUAAUAGAAGUAUUUCGAAACUGUUGCUAUGGCAACCAAACACAAUUACACAAUACAAAAAACGUACCAUCACGCGGCACGUCCACCCAAAAUUUUCUGACACUUCAGACAUUUACCUAAAAAUUGAUAUAUAAAUUAGCUUUCACUCUUUUUUGCACACGGGAGGUGCCCACGGACUGUACUUAACAUGGGUAACAGGUGGGUGGGGUUAUUGAAGAUGUUUAUUUGAACAUCAACAUGUUUUUUUCAUGUGUUACAUCUGAAAUAUUUCCAUAAGUAUGUAUAUAAUAAAUAUUUCUACGUGUAUCAAAUUUCAGUUGAUAAUUUUAUUUGUUAUGGAGCAGAUAUUAUAUAGAUUUGUUUUAAUUACUAUUACAAUGUGAGUAAUUAUAUUUUUGAAAUUAAGUCCAUAUUAAAAGGUCUGUAGCCAAAAAAAUCCACGGUGACCUAUCAAUUUCUUUACUUCAUUUUUAUGCUAAGCUAGUUUACUUUAAUUAUUGAGAACUUCAAAUGAAUAUGAAAAUUACAUCAACAGAAAUUUGUAUCUGUAUUGUAUGUCAUCGAUUUUUUAACUGUGCAAUAAAAAGUUCAAAACAAACAAAAAACUAGUCAUACUUAUGUCUCAUUACUUUUUACGAUUUCCAAUAUUUUUGGUUUUAAAUGUGUUCAGUAUGAUAAUACAUAGGUUACAGUUGCUGAUGUAAUACAAUCUCAAUAUUAC